GAUGGAGCAACUCGCAAUCCGGCUGCUAUAAAAACCGUGGAUCGCUCGGAUUGGAGCAUCAGUUGGCUUCCUCUUCUGCUACGUGAAGUUCCAUAGUUUUCAACCCCCAAGCAAGAAACUUCCAGCAAUGAAGAUCUUUGUGUGUCUCCUGGCUACCUUGGCUGCCACCGCAUCGGCUGGCUUCAUUGGCGGAUCCGGCGGUGGUGGCGGUGGCGGUGGCUACAGCUAUGGAAUCGGUUCCGGCGGCGGUGGUGGUGGGCACCAGGAGGUGAAGACCAUCCAGGUCAUCCACCAGGAAGGUGGCGGCUACUCCGGCGGCGGUGGUUACGGCGGCUACUCCGGUGGCCAUGGAGGCUACUCCGGCGGCGGCCACCAGGAGGUCAAGACCAUCAAGGUGAUUCAGCAGGAAGGUGGCGGCUAUUCCGGCGGUCAUGGCUUCUCUGGUGGUCACGGUGGCUACUCUGGCGGUGGCCACCAGGAGGUGAAGACCGUUAAGGUCAUCCAUGAGGAAGGACAUGGCCUGGGCGGCGGCGGUUAUGCCGGUGGCUUUGCCGGCCAUGGACACGGACAUGGUGGCCAUCAGGAGGUGAAGUUGGUCAAGGUCAUCCAUGAGGAAGGCGGUCAUGCCCACGGACACGGCGGCGGCUACUCCCACGGCGGAUUCUCUGGCGGUCAUCAGGAGGUUAAGACUGUGAAGGUCAUCCACGAGGAAGGACACGCUUUGGGCGGCGGCGGGGGCUACUCCGGUGGCUUCUCCGGUCAUGGACAUGGACAUGGUGGCCAUGAGGAAGUGAAGGUGGUCAAGGUGAUCCACGAGGAGGGCGGUCACAGUCAUGGCGGACACGGUCACGGUCACGGUCACUCGCACGGCGGAUUCGAGGAGGUCAAGACCAUCAAGGUCAUUCACGAGGAUGCUGGCCACGCCCACGGCCACGCCCACGGCCAUGGACCCGCCCCCAUCAUCAGCAACGAAUACCUGCCGCCCAGCAAUGAGUACCUGCCCCCCGUGUCCGCUCCCCAGCCCGGAUACCUGCCCCCAUCCUCCAGCUGGAAGUGAUUCCUUGCCAUUCGAUUCGAGCCAUACUGAUCCUUGAGUCUUGUUAAGUAAUUUUAGGUCUACUUUUUUUU
This is a messenger RNA of Drosophila santomea, 1128 nucleotides long. RefSeq names its product glycine-rich cell wall structural protein 1.0. Bases 128 to 1057 code for a protein of 309 amino acids. The record is from RefSeq and is a predicted model, not a curated record. The transcript has 2 exons. Lineage: Eukaryota; Metazoa; Arthropoda; Insecta; Diptera; Drosophilidae.